AUGACCCCACUAGACAAGGUUGUCAACGAAAUAUUACCGACAGUGUUACGAUCAUCAGUUAUUUCAUCUAUAUCUCUUAAGAUGAGUUCACCAAUAAUGUUUAAACGUGAACGUGAUAGUCGUGAACGCCGUUUUACACGCAACAAUCGUUCUCGAUCUCGUUCACCUAUUUCAAGUAGUGUCAACAUCAAAUCCGCAUCCAAAUCACCGUCAUCUAUUCAACAACCGUCAUCAACAAUAAUAAAACGUAAAAGUGAAGAUCCAAGUGAUCGUGAUGAAUCAACGCAAGUGACAACAACGCCUCAGAAACAUCGACAUCGACAUCAUCAUAAAUCCAGUAAAAGUGAACAAGCACGUUUAGCAGCAGCUGAACAAGCACGUUUGGCAGCUGCUGCACAAGCAGCCGAAUCUGAUGAUGAAGGUUCAGCUAGUUUGUCUGAAUCACACGGUGAAAUGUCUGAAAGUGAAAUAUCAGAACAAGAAUUAUCAUCAUCAGAAAAUGAAUCAAAUGAUGAAGAAGGAAUGAUUGAAGGAGGUCAUUCGUCAUCGAGAAAAAGGCAACGAACAUCAAAUAAUCAGUCGAAUAACCAACAGAAACAACAGCAGAAUUCUGGACAGCAACAAACGGGAAAAGGCACUCAAUUAAUUGUCAAUUAUUUACCAUCUUCAUUGCGUGAAUCUGAUUUUUAUCAAUUAUUUGCUCGUAUGGGCUCGGUGAAAUUGUGUAAACUAGUUACCGAUCGAUCAACCGGUCACAGUAUGGGUUAUGGUUUUAUUGAAUAUGUUACACCAGAAGAUGCUAUUAAAGCCAUUGAUAAAUAUAAUGGAUAUCGAAUUGAACAUAAAACAUUAAAAGUCAGUUAUGCACAACCAAAAAGCGGUGGGACAUCAUCUGGUGGCUCUUCUCAAAGUGAUGGACCGGUGAUUAAAAAUGCAAAUUUGUAUCUUAAAGAUUUACCUGAUGAAUAUGAUGAACAAACUUUGGAAAGAAUGUUUUCAAAAUAUGGUGAUAUAGUAAAAACAAAAAUAUUAAGAGAUCCUCGAACAAGAAUAUCGCGAGGUGUAGGCUUCGUUUUAAUGGCUAGUAAACAGUAUGCUGAACGAGCCGUAGAAGCUCUUGAUGGUUAUGUCCCAUCAGGUUCUCGAAUACCAAUUAGUGUCAAAUUUGCUGAUCCAAAAAAGAUGAAUGCUGGUCGAACAACAUCAUUACCCAUUCCAAGCUAUCCAGGUGGUCUGCCGUCACAAUUAGCACCCGCUAUGCUUGAUCCAUAUUAUCAUCGAGCAAUGUUAUCUCCCUCUCCACCUUAUCAUCGAUCGGCAGCUCCUUAUGAAACAUCAUCAAGAUCUCGAGGUGGAACAAGUAGUUUACGUUUACCGCGAUCCUAUAGUGCAAGUCGUUAUAGUCCGAGUGUAUUAGCUGCAGCUGUUUCCGAUUUUACUGGUGGUGGACGUAGUGGUGGCGCUUCUAAUGGUGCUUUAGCAGCGGCUGCUCAACUAAUUGCUAGUGGUUAUCAAGAAGCAAUUGAUCCAAAUGGUUUCGUUAUUUAUGCAUUUGGUUUACCUCAUGAAUGUGAUGAAAAUGAUCUAGAAGACUUGUUUCGAUGUAAAAAUGAUUUUGAUGUUUAUAGGGUAUUUAUUGUUCGAAAUUAUACAACGGGCGAAUCGAAAGGAUAUGCAUUUAUAACAAUGAGAAAUUAUGAUGAAGCAUGUUAUGCAAUUGAAAAACUCGAUGGAAGCACCUUUAAAGGACGAACAUUACAAGUUAGAUUUAAAAGAUAA
Molecule: messenger RNA, 1779 nt
Organism: Didymodactylos carnosus
Lineage: Eukaryota; Metazoa; Rotifera; Eurotatoria; Philodinida; Philodinidae
Source: the annotation of a GenBank genome assembly